AUGGACGGCAUUGAUCUGACCAAGGCUGUCUUGAACAAAGGUAAACAGAUGGCCAGUGUUGCUGCUUCCACUGCCAAUGGCACGGGCGGCAAGAAGCGGAGAAAAGGUACCGACUUGAAGCCGAUCGUCACAAAUGAUGCAAAGUCGGGCGAGGCGGGCGAAGUCAUCACCACCUCAAGCGGCGCCGCACCUAAUUCCAAAGUCGCCGGUACAGCGGUAUCACGCUCUCCAUCCACCUCAUCGGCCGACGAGAUUGAGACCACCGCCGAGGAGGAAGACUCGGAGGAUUAUUGCAAGGGUGGCUAUCACCCGGUGGCAGUGGGCGAGACCUACAAUAACGGCCGCUAUGUUGUCGUGCGCAAGCUCGGAUGGGGUCACUUUUCAACUGUCUGGUUGUCGCGGGACACAACGACGGGCAAACAUGUGGCGCUGAAGGUGGUGCGCUCGGCGGCUCACUACACCGAGACCGCGAUCGAUGAGAUCAAGCUGUUGAAUCGGAUCGUCCAAGCCAAGCCCAACCACCCGGGUCGCAAGCAUGUGGUCAGUCUCUUGGACUCAUUUGAACACAAGGGUCCCAAUGGGGUCCAUGUGUGUAUGGUGUUCGAGGUGCUGGGUGAGAACUUGCUCGGUUUGAUCAAGCGAUGGAAUCAUCGAGGAAUCCCCAUGCCCCUCGUCAAGCAGAUCACCAAGCAGGUGCUGCUGGGCCUGGACUACCUGCACCGGGAGUGCGGUAUCAUCCAUACCGAUCUCAAGCCGGAGAAUGUGUUGAUUGAAAUUGGCGAUGUGGAGCAGAUCGUCAAAGCUCAUGUGCAGCAAGAGGAAGCUAAGAAGGAGCAGGAGAAGAAAGAAGAUAACCGGAAUGGACGCCGCCGCCGGCGCACAUUGAUCACGGGCAGCCAACCUUUGCCGAGUCCGUUGAACACGAGCUUUACAGGGUUCGACUUCAAGCACAGUUCUUCUAAUUCCCACAGCAGCCUGAGCCAAAUGGUGAACGAAUCAACGUCAAAUGAGUCCUCCAUGAAAGAGGCGCUCGGGAUCAAAGACGAGGACGAAAAGCAAAAGAUGCGAGAGAAGACAACCGACCUUCUGGAGAGAGAAGUUUCCGGCAUCUCCCUUGACAAAAGCUCAUCCAAGACUCUCGAAGAAGAGAUCGACGCCAGCAUCAUCUCUGUCAAAAUUGCAGACUUGGGCAAUGCCUGCUGGGUUGGUCAUCACUUCACCAACGAUAUCCAGACGCGUCAAUAUCGAUCACCAGAGGUGAUUCUGGGUGCCAAAUGGGGUGCCAGCACUGACGUCUGGAGUAUGGCAUGCAUGGUCUUUGAGCUUAUCACUGGCGAUUAUUUGUUCGACCCCCAAUCCGGUACAAAGUACGGCAAAGACGACGACCACAUUGCACAGAUCAUUGAGCUACUGGGGCCAUUCCCCAAGUCUCUCUGUCUCUCGGGUAAAUGGUCACAGGAGAUUUUCAAUCGCAAAGGAGAGCUGCGCAACAUCCAUCGCUUGCGCCACUGGGCUCUACCGGACGUUCUUCGUGAAAAAUACCACUACAGCGUCGAAGAGGCCAUGCGGAUCAGCGAGUUCCUGUUGCCCAUGCUUGACCUGUCUCCAGAGAAACGUGCGAACGCCGGGGGGAUGGCAUCACAUGAGUGGAUGCAAGACACGCCGGGCAUGAGUGGCGUCAGCCUGGGCAUCGCACCCGGCACGCGGGGCGAGGGCAUCGACGGCUGGGCAUUUGAGGUCAAGCGGCGCUAA
This is a messenger RNA of Penicillium oxalicum, 1752 nucleotides long. Its product is annotated as serine/threonine-protein kinase. The transcript has 5 exons. Lineage: Eukaryota; Fungi; Ascomycota; Eurotiomycetes; Eurotiales; Aspergillaceae. The record is from RefSeq and is a predicted model, not a curated record. Gene Ontology annotation, molecular function: ATP binding; protein kinase activity. Bases 1 to 1752 code for a protein of 583 amino acids. Gene Ontology annotation, biological process: regulation of mRNA processing; protein phosphorylation; spliceosomal complex assembly.